Messenger RNA from Patiria miniata (bat star), 330 nucleotides. Its product is annotated as ataxin-8-like. Lineage: Eukaryota; Metazoa; Echinodermata; Asteroidea; Valvatida; Asterinidae. Bases 1 to 330 code for a protein of 109 amino acids. The record is from RefSeq and is a predicted model, not a curated record. The transcript has 2 exons.
AUGCAACAACAGCAGCAGCAGGUGGUGAUGCAACGACAGGAGCAGCAGGUGGUGAUGCAACAACAGCAGCAGCAGGUGUUGACGCCACCACGGCAGCAGCAGGUGGUGAGGCAACGACAUCAGCAGCAGGUGGUGAUGCAACUACAGCAGCAGCAGGUGGUGAUGCAACUACAACAGGAGUACAGGCAACCUCGUCCCUCAUCCAUCAACGAGAAAGUUCGAGUGUUCUUUGUACGGCUUCGAUACCCUGGCGACGAGGUUGAAGACAAGACAUUCAAAAUGUCAUCUUUUCGUGGACGUCGCACCGAUUCACAAAUUAAUUGUGUUUAA